Messenger RNA from Lytechinus variegatus (green sea urchin), 2719 nucleotides. RefSeq lists its product as uncharacterized. The record is from RefSeq and is a predicted model, not a curated record. The transcript is spliced from 18 exons. Gene Ontology annotation, molecular function: protein binding; histone acetyltransferase activity. Gene Ontology annotation, biological process: transcription initiation at RNA polymerase III promoter. Gene Ontology annotation, cellular component: transcription factor TFIIIC complex. NCBI's taxonomy places the organism in Eukaryota, Metazoa, Echinodermata, Echinoidea, Temnopleuroida, Toxopneustidae. The coding region runs from base 73 to 2202 and encodes 709 amino acids.
AAAUUAGUCAGCUAACUUCAGCUUCACUCCGUUGUCGAGCCUUAUCGAGAAAAAAAAUUGUCAUUAAAAAUCAUGAAAUCUGACAUUUCGCUGGUUGAGCAUUCAUCAUCUCUCGACACAUUGUCUUCUUCUGAUGAUAACAGGAUUGUUGUUGCUUCAGACAAAUGCGUCUAUGUUUUGGAACAGACCAUCAACACCUCUUUCAGACAUGACUUUCUCUGCUUAUCCAAGGAAGUUUUAAAGGACAACAAAGAAGAUCGUCAGCACUAUGACGUCGGAGUUGACACCAACGAGAUCAAGAAGCUACCGAGAAGAUCAUAUUCGCGGCAAAAGUUCGCAUUGAAUAGAUUACUACAUGAUGAUAAGGUAUCGGCCUACUCAGAGAGAUUCUUGGCUGCCAAGCUUUCCCCAGUAUGUGAUGGCAAUGACAGGAGCAUCCUGGCAACAUUAUCAAAUAAUAACCAUGUUGUAGUCUACUUCAAAAGAAAAGGACAUUGGAUAAAGGUGGAAAAUAUAUCUGACAAAUUAUACGAAUAUGCUAAGAAGACAAACUUCACAUUGAGAACUGACGACAAAACGGUUGAAGAAGCAGAGACAGAUCAGAGCACUAACUUUGAGGAAUGCCAGAGGAGAACAAAAAGUGUGACAAUUACAGGUUUGGAGUGGUCUGCGGUGUUUCAUUCAUCCUCUGCAAAGCCCCAGCCAGUGAGAGGCAAGCGAGGUGCUAAGAGGAAGCACACUGAUAGUGAUGCAGAUUCCAACUCCAACAGUUUUGUUCUUCUGGCAACGGCUCUCAAAAGCAACCAUCUUAUCCUGUGGAAGUUUCAAUGCCCUGUCAAUGAGAAGACCACAUCAAAGAUUGCUGAAGUCAUGCAUACCAAUUACCCUAAGACAACCAUGCAUUGGUUUGAUGGUGAGAGAAAUGAUAAAGCGUACUUGGCUACUGGUGGUUAUAAUGGGUUGAUCACUGUAUGGAGUGUCUCAACAGAGGGCAGUGUGACUUGCAGAAGAGAAGUGGACAUAUGGGAGGAGAAAGACGAUAUACCGGUUCAAGCAAUAACGUCAGUUCAAUCACUCUGUACUGGUGAAUCUUACGUCCUCCUUGCUGCCAAAGGCCCUUUCGUUUUUGCCUUCCAGAUGAGGUUUGUUGAUGGGAACAUGAAAAUUACAAACCAGUCCCAUACACUGACAUUACAUAAUGCUCUGGUUUCAGGUAUAUGUAACGUCAGAGAUAAAAUGUGCACCUCAUCAACAGAUGGCAGUAUACAGGUUGCCAAAGUCAAGCAAGAUAAUGAUGGCAUCUCAUUAGAUCUUCAUUUGCUGGAACCCCCUAAGUGCAUGACAAAGAUUAAUGGGAUCUGUGCAUCAAACAAUGGCAUCUACUUGACUACACAGAAGAGGCUUUCUAGUUAUGCAACUCUGAAAGAGAAAUCCAACCUGACCUUCAAACAGAUAGCAACAGAUCAGGAGGUUGAGGAUAUACUUAUGGAACCUCAAGGCAGGCUAUGCAACAAGUUUGACUGCCUUGACUGGUUGUACCAAAGAUUGCCUCCAGAUGGCAGCAUUCAGAAUACAACCAAAGCCAUCCUUUCUGAAGAGACAUUAGUCAACAAGACGCCGGGUGAGAUUUUGUAUCUGUUGAAGCUGAGACGUCUGGUUGUGAUGAUGAUCCUCCACAGGCUAUCCAGGGAGUUGUACAAUUACCCAUUAGGGAGGAAGAGAGAUGACCUCGAUGAGAUUAUUCAGACAAAGGAAACCCAUGUGAAGGAGAUCUCAGAUCGUAUUUUCAAGCUGCAUGUAGAGAUAAGCUUGGAAACUCUAUCUUCAGGUGGAGGGAAGAAAACGAUCACAGGAAGGACCAAACGUGUGCAAAAGCUAAUGUCUGAUUGGCUAGUGCUCAGUUCAACACCCUCCGAAGAACCAAUCACAGCAAACGGCUCAUUAGAAAGGGAAACAUGCGAGAGUUGCAGAUUGUGUGGAGAGAGUAUUCCGCUUACAUCUCGAGAAGAUGGCUUCUGUCGGAAGGGACAUAGAUGGAAUCGUUGUAGCCUCUCUCUGUUGCUAUGUCAGUCAAUGAAACCAAGAAGCUGUGCUUAUUGCAAAAGUUCUUAUGCAUCCAAGGAAGAAACAGAUUGUGCCUGGCUUCGUGAUCUCCUAAGCUCAUACUGUUUGUGGUGCGAUGGACCCCUAAUUGAAAGAUGACAUCAUCAAUCCAUGAAAAUACACUAUUUUGUGCUUAUUUUACGUAUUCAUGUUCAUUUUCAGUAAACUGUACUGUAAAGAUGUAUACGUUAUAGUUAAAGCUGAAGUCCACACAAAAUACGAGUUGAAAUAAUAGAAACGCAACUACUCAUGCAGUUCAUAUUUUGUUAACUUCUUUUAUUUAUUUGCAUUGUAAUCAGGAAUUGAAGAGUAAUAAUGAUUUUUACAGCCAAUUUGACAUAUACCCCAAAGGGAUAGCUCAAUAUGUCAAAUUAAUCUUCAAUAUUGUCAAAUAAAUCCAGAAAGUACUCAUAUAUUAUUCUGCAUGGAUAAAAUUAUGUUUUGAUAUGUGUGACAUUCCUUUCAUGCAUUCUUGUGAAUUUUCUGUACAAGAGCAACAGCAGAAUUUAUGUACGAUCAAUCUCAGCAAUGGGCUCAGAUGACUCCACAUGUACCAGCUCAGCAUUAACACACACCGAUUCGGUUGUGCAGGCAAAAGGAAUUCCAAUAGUAUUUA